AUGAGAAUGGGUGUUCUUCUUUCUCUACUACUUGUGUUCACCUUGUUGUUUGUAACCCAAUCUAAGAGUAGACCACCAGCACACAAUGUUUUCUCUGUCACUGACUACGGUGCAGUUGGUGAUGGAAAAAAUUACGAGACACAACAAAUUCAGGCAGCAAUAGAUGCAUGUCAUGAUGCUGGUGGUGGUACUGUAAGAUUUCCAAGAAGCAGAUAUUUAGUUGGGACACUUUUUCUGAAAUCAGGAGUGGUAUUAAACUUGGGUAACGCCAGGAUUCAUGGUGGGACGAGGAUGGAGGAUUAUCCCACAGACCCACACAGAUGGUAUGUUAUAUUGGCCGAGAACGCAACAAAUGUUGGCAUCACUGGUGGGACGAUUAAUGGUCAAGGUAGAAAGUUUAUUGAAAAAUUUGAUGAGAAAGCGAGUGUCAUGAAGAGUUGGAACACAACAGGUGUGUGUCACGGUGAUAAAUGCAGACCGAGACUGGCUGGAUUUUUUGAUUGCAGGAACGUCAACAUUUCUGCUAUUACACUCAGAAUUCCGGCUAUUUCAAACUUACACAUAGUACGGUGUGACAACACAAUCCUAGAUGGUGUAACCUUAGAAAGUCAUUUUUAUAUCCCGCACAACCAUGGAAUACAUGUAGUGGAUUCAAAUAAUACUCUCAUCAAUGAUAUCUUUAUCGACAACGGAGGCAAUGCCAUCACUGUGAAGACAGUCAGAGGUCCCGUUUAUAACUUAACAGUGACAAAGUCUUAUCUGAGGACUAAAUUAUCAGCUAUCAAAUUUGGAAGCGGUAGCAGGUUCGAUUUCAAAGGUAUCAAGUUUCACAACAUAGACAUUGACGACUGUCAUCGAGGAAUCACAAUGCAAUUACAUGAAGGAGGUAGUGUUUCCGUUGUUCAUAAUCUAGUUUUUACUUGUUUCCGGUGCCCAAAGAUAUCCAGUGUUAAAUACCUUUGUUUAUACAUCUAUGCAGGAAUGGCAAGCGAUAUAACUUUCUCGAAAAUAACUUUCUCGAAAAUAAUCAUGAAUCCAAGUCAAGAUCUGUGGAGAAGAGCUGAACCAAUUUACAUCACCACUUGUUCACAAGACUCCAAAUCGAGAAUCUCUAACCUGAGGUUCAUCAACAUUUCAGCUCACUCUGAGAAGGGAGUCGUCUUAUCUGGUGGUUCAAGACGCGAAGCAGUCCUGCGAAAUAUCAAGUUCAUGAAUGUCAAUCUAACUUACUAUAGUACAAACUUGACAGAUAAUGCUGAAGUCGAAAACGGAUCAGGUGGGUGCGGCCGAGGUCAUUCUUCAGCUGGGAUUAGAUUGGAGCACAUUGAUGGUUUACUUAUUGAGAACAUGAUUAUGAGAUGGAUAAAUAUUGCCAGGCAGUCGGAAAGCGCGUUGUGGAAGAACGUCAACACUUUUGACUUCCAACCCUCCACAGUGAAUAAUGUUUCAAUUCGCAGCUUUAGUUCCUACUCAGAGUAG
Molecule: messenger RNA, 1479 nt
Organism: Papaver somniferum (opium poppy)
Lineage: Eukaryota; Viridiplantae; Streptophyta; Magnoliopsida; Ranunculales; Papaveraceae
Product: polygalacturonase-like
Exons: 3
Coding region: 1-1479 (492 amino acids)
Source: RefSeq, a predicted model, not a curated record